AGCCCAGGGUUUUCACGCUCCCCAUAAACACCACUGUGGUAACUAGCGAGGGGCAGGGCCGGUGAUUAAGGGACCCUUUCAGCGCCUCACCUGAUCUUCCAGGAGUUUCCAGCUGUCACCUGUGUGCGUGGCAUUCCAGCAGCAUCAAAGCAGCGCACUCAGGGCAGCGGGAUUCAAACUACCCAGAGAGACUUCGCGUUAUGAAGCAGCCAGCAGAGGACUUGCUUCUAAGGGUUUUUAACAGAGGCAGACUACGCUCUGGAAAUUGUGCUGUGUCGGGUCUGAAAGGCAGUUUGGGGAGAGCCGCUGUAGCCCGUCCACAUCCCCUUCCACCCCUGUUUAGCUCAGAGAAAGCUGGGCAGGGGGAACGCACAGCGCCGGCGCCCGAGGCGGGAAAGCAAACGUUAUCCUGACCCUGGUCCUUAGAAAUCCACUGACAACAGGAAGGAAGCUGAUUAACCCCUCUGCUCCCCCUCCUUUUCCCCGGGAUGAGACCCGGCUCCUCCUCUCGGUCGCGCGACCCUGGUGUAAAACGCGAGCAGCCGCCUGCUUUCCGCACCCUGUGCUCCUCUCCCAUGAAGACGCAGGAGGGAGGAGGCUGCCCCAAGCCGAGCCCAGCAAAUCUGUCAACUCGGCGUGAGCAUCCCAGGCCAGACGACCCGGACCCCGCGACCCUCGAGCGGGCCGGGCAUCGCAGGCGCCGCGCUCACCUGCCUGUCUGCGUUGUUUGCCAUCUGCACCCCAACUCAGCCUGAUCCCCCGAGCCCCAUAACACGCCAGACCCCUGUGCCUCGCGCAGGUGGCGCAAACGCCCCUGUUCUCCGGCGCCCCCUGCCGGGGACAGGGACCGCGGCCGCGGAGGAGCCGGGCGCAGGGCGGGGAGAGGGCUCCGACGCCGGGAAGAAGCCGGGAGCGUCCCCGAUGGUGCCGCCACCUCCGAGCCGGGGAGGAGCGGCGAGGGGGCAUCUGGGCAAGAGCCUGGGUCCGCUGCUGCUGCUCCUGGCGCUGGGACACACGUGGAGCUACCGAGAGCAGCCCGACGACAGCGACAGAGAAGUCUGCUCAGAAAACAGAAUCGCCACGACCAAAUACCCGUGUCUGAAGGCUUCGGGCGAGCUCACCACGUGUUUCAGGAAAAAGUGCUGCAAAGGGUACAAGUUUGUUCUUGGACAAUGCAUCCCAGAAGAUUAUGAUGUGUGUGCCGAGGCCCCCUGUGAACAGCAGUGCACAGAUAACUUCGGCCGUGUGCUGUGUACUUGUUAUCCGGGAUACCGGUACGACCGAGAGAGACACCGGAAACGGGAAAAGCCCUACUGCCUGGAUAUCGACGAGUGCACCACCAGCAACGAGACACUGUGUGCACACAUCUGUGUCAACACCUUGGGCAGCUACCGCUGUGAAUGCCGGGAGGGCUACAUCCAGGAGGACGACGGGAGGACAUGCACCAAGGGAGACAAAUACCCCAAUGACACUGGUGAGGAGGGGCAUGAUGAGAAGUCGGAGAACACGGUGAGGGAGGAAGCCUGCUGUGCCACAUGCAAGGAGUUCCACCAGAUGAAGCAGACGGUGCUGCAGCUGAAACAAAAGGUUGCCCUGUUCCCCAACAGUGCCGCUGACCUGGGCAAAUACAUCACUGGGGACAAAGUGCUGGCCUCAAACGCCUACCUUCCAGGACCUCCUGGCCUGCCUGGGGGGCAGGGCCCUCCCGGCUCGCCAGGACCAAAAGGCAGCCCAGGCUUCCCGGGUAUACCAGGUCCUCCUGGGCAGCCCGGUCCACGGGGCUCAAUGGGACCCAUGGGACCAUCUCCAGAUCUGUCCCACAUUAAGCAAGGCCGGAGGGGCCCUGUGGGUCCACCAGGUGCUCCGGGAAGAGACGGGUCUAAGGGGGAGAGGGGAGCACCUGGACCCAGAGGGUCUCCGGGACCCCCUGGUUCUUUCGACUUCCUGCUACUUAUGCUGGCUGACAUCCGCAAUGACAUCGCUGAGCUCCAGGAAAAGGUGUUCGGGCACCGGACUCACUCCUCAGCCGAGGAGUUCCCUCUACCUCAGGAGUUUUCCAGCUACCCGGAAACCAUGGACUUCGGCUCUGGAGACGACUACCCAAAAAGAGCUGAGACAAGGGACUUGGUGGCCCCCAGAGACUUUUACCCUUAGCACAUCCCAAUAUCUUCAUGCCAAAGGAACAGAAGCAUUUUUACACCUGCAGUUAAAUCAUCUAAAGAAAAAAAAAACACUGCUGGAAACCUAAAAAAGAUACAUUUUUAUUUUUUCUACUCCUUUCUUGCCUUCUCUCUACUCGUCAAACUACAAUUUUUAGGGCCUCCCCACUAGAUGUACUAAAGACAUGAGGGAGCAAUUGAUUCUGAGAGCAGUCAGGCUGGUCUAUGUUGGAGCUCCGCUUUUACAUUCUUCUCCAGGAUAUCUGAGUUAAGUACUAUACAGACUCUUAAAUUUGACCGAAUAAAAGGGGAUAGUGGCAAGGUGAGCUCAAAGAAAUGUGAGGUUACUUAUAAAAGAAAACAAAUUGGUAUGUGUCCAAAAGAGACCCUUACUCCUCAGUAUCAGAAUUAGGCCUCUUCAAUUAGAAGGAGACAACAGCAUAUAUAUUCACUUUGGUGGAUGAUUCUUUUUCCUUGUUGAUGUAAUAGAUUUUAAAUAUUCUAGCCUCUUGUCCAACCUUGUUCCCCAAUUUUGAUUAAAGAAAGAGAAUUAAGAAGGAGCAGAGAUUAGGGAAGACAGAAAAAAAUUACAGUUGUAUAUUUAUUCUCGUCUAGGUCGCCACAUUCUAAAUUCAAAUAUGACUAUUAAGGGUUCAGGCCACACUCAUCUAUAAGUAUCCUAUUCAGAAAAGAAAGUUACUCUAGCUAUAGGAAUAACUCCUCUUUUCAAAACUAAGUAAGUGAGUGAAGAAGUGCCCUGAUUCACAUUAGAACAAUGGGCCCCUGGUUUGCCAGGACAUUGUAAGGCUAUCUGAUCCAAGGAGAGGGCUUGCUCAGUAAAUCAUGGGUUACUUAUUAAAUAAGAUGGCUGACCCUUCGAGCUGUGGUAUUCCCUGGCUCUGACCGGGUGCCCAGAGGUGCCAUUAGGCCAUGACCCAGGCUGAAACAAUGUUCAGUGGGACUCGGGGCCGGAAGCAGGUGGCUGGCGUGGGCUGUUGGGGUGGGGGAAGGGGAUUCUCAGGCAGGGACCCCACUAAUCAGCAGAGGCAGGUAAAUUUGCUCUCCUUGGGAGUUAGAGGUCCUCGUCUGGGGCCUGCUCAGCUCGCCGACAUCGAUAGUGAUACACUAUUGGAAGCUCUCUUAGAUGUGGAGGAAAAAAACAACAACAGUUUUCCUUGUUUGGCAGAAAUUUCCUUCCCACUAGUCCCAUUUUGUCUUAAUUUUUCAUACUUUAGUCCAAAUUCCAGUUCUUGCAGGCCUCCUUCUUCAUUUCUCUUUUCCAGUAACUGUGGGAUGCAGUUGGGAAAGGGGUCUACUCCCAAACCUCCCACCCCAUCAGCAUUGGCUCAGACACCUCUGGGUCCUAGAGGGAAGCAGAUUCCAGGAAAGGCUUUCUCUGUAUCCACCAAGUCAGGAGCAAGAGUAAGUGCUCAGGAGAGCAGCUGGUGCGCCUCCUCCUUUGUAAGAUUGUUGGAGAACCUCUUGGUUUUGACGGGCAGCUUCCCAGUUUCCUCAAGUCCAUGUUCUCAUUUGACACACGGAAUGGCUUUUCAUCCACCUGUGCAGGACACCUUCACCCUUACCUUGAACCUCACCAAUGAUCAUUGCCACAACUCAUGCUUGAUGGCGUUGGGGUUCCCAUUUCCCGUUCUGUGAUUCCCCUCUAUAUCCCUGGGAGGUUGGGGUUUAGUUUUCUUUUUCCAUCGCUUAACUUUCCUCCUGGGAAAGCUUUUUGUUUCUUUGUUUAAAGAGACCACGAUUGGUGCUUGCGUGCCACUUUUCAAUCUUUUGUCUUCAGAACGAUAGGAAGGGCUUCCGUUUGUGAACCUCAAGUGGCAACAGCCUUCCUUCCUUGGUUCCCGUCAUGUUAGAAACACGGGACUCCAGUCAGUCAGCCGGUGGCUGAGUUUUUCAUACUUUAUUCCACUGUAUCUUCCUCAUGCAAGAUCCCCACGGACUGUCCACUGAAAUGUUAUAGCCGAAAGUAAGCACAUCCUCCACGCCCCUUUCCAGCUUUUUCCCUUCCCCUCUUCAGUAUCUCCAGAACCCAGUCUUCACAGCACAAAGCCUCACCAACCAUGGGUUUGUGAAGACAUGAGCUGAGCAUCUGUUGAGUCCCAUCCAGGAUGUAUUUAAUGUUUGCCUGCUUGUGGAACACAGUAUUUAAAGGGUGUGGAUGGAUGAAUGCUAAAGAACAUUAUGCACGGGCUCUAUGAGACACGAUUAGGUCCAUCUUUGAUUUUUUUUCUUUCAAUGAGGAGUUGUAUUCCCUUUUCUUUUUCCUAAUGGUGAACUGUGUUUAGAAAUAUAAUCUUCUUCAUUGCGAAAUGCUCAUAAAGUGUAACCAAACUGCAUGUUUGACGUGCAGAAGCUAAGAUAAAUAUAUUAAAAGAAUGAAGUGCCGGUAGGAAUAGCUGAGAUUCAUGAGAUUAUUCUAGAUAAUAUUCUCCAGCAAAACACACAAUUGUAUCAUCUCAUUCUGCUGGAUCAGGUCAAUUUAUAAAGUAAUUAUUCAUCUUCAGAUUUUCAAAACUUGGACUAGGACCCCAGGACUCAAUAUGUACUCUGUGUGCCCACAUUAUAUUUUUCAUGGAUAAUGCAUAAUAAGGCGCUGUUAUUUGUGAUGUAUCUUUUAGUUAUAGAAAGCUUCACUGUCUAAAGAGGCUGUCUGCUCAAAACUGAAUGGAAAAGCCAUUUGGGGAGGGUGGGACUAUGCCAAAGGAUAUAGGGGUACAAAGGGAAUGCUGCCUUCUCUGUCUUUCUGUGUUAAUUCCAAAACCUGCCACAGACUGGAUUGGCCAACUGAAGUCGUUUCUACUGCAUCAACUCAGACAUGUGUGUCCACAGAUUAAAUAGGUAAUAAUAAAUGCACAUUGGCAUGGGGAAGAAGUAUUACCCCACCAAAUACCAGGUGAAGGGCACCCUAGUUCUGGUCAUGCUCCCUUUCUAGCAUUCAUAACCACUUUGGCCUUGUGAGCCCUGAUUCCAGUCAUGCAGGGGAAGAUGUUCUCUGUGACUAGGUGCCAGGCAUCUCCUUGGGUUGACAGCAAAUCCCUCAUGAUACUUUGGGUGUCACUCCCGCUCCCUCUCUCUCCCCACAUCAUGCUAUCACACAGAGAGACAGCAGCCUCAUUGUGCAAACUUAACAUAUUUCAUUUGGAUAAUCUUCUUGAAAAGGACAUUUGUUUUCAGGAAUCCGGGCCAAACAACUAGUAGAAUAGAGCCAUCCAAAGUUAUUAAUAAUGAAUUCAGGGAAACAGAUGAAAUUUCUCCUGAUAUCGUCAGCAUGUAUGUUUCACAACAAAUCAAAAAAAUAAUUUUCCAUUUGAGGGAAAAAAAAACACAAUUAUGGCCAUAAUUGUUAAAGCAUAAAAUCUUGGACUUCACAAGCUCCUUCAACAAAUAGUACUGCUUUAGAAAAAUCAUAGAAGAAAAGACCCUUUUAUACAUCCCCCAGGGACCUCAGCAUUCUUUCUUAGAUCCCCAAAACGAGUGCUCUGGGGAGUUCCACGUUUGUUGUCAUGCUAUGUUUACUUGCCAGUGACUAGUCAUAGUCUUCAAUUGCCAUGUUCAUUAUUUAUAACAAGCCCAUAUAACACUUGAGCUAGUAUUCAAAUAGUUACGGAUGUGAUACUAUGAAGUACAUUUCAUAAGAUUGUAUAUGCUUAAUA
Molecule: messenger RNA, 5830 nt
Organism: Hipposideros armiger (great roundleaf bat)
Lineage: Eukaryota; Metazoa; Chordata; Mammalia; Chiroptera; Hipposideridae
Gene: CCBE1
Product: collagen and calcium binding EGF domains 1
Exons: 11
Coding region: 922-2154 (410 amino acids)
Molecular function (GO): calcium ion binding
Source: RefSeq, a predicted model, not a curated record